Messenger RNA from Toxotes jaculatrix (banded archerfish), 6165 nucleotides. RefSeq names its product tenascin C (gene tnc). The coding region runs from base 229 to 5328 and encodes 1699 amino acids. Gene Ontology annotation, molecular function: protein binding. NCBI's taxonomy places the organism in Eukaryota, Metazoa, Chordata, Actinopteri, Toxotidae. The transcript has 23 exons. The record is from RefSeq and is a predicted model, not a curated record.
AUGACAGAGCUGUCAGCAUUCUGAGAGAUACAGACUGGUGAGAACAUAUGCCAGCGCUGGCUGAUAAGGCUCUCUUCAACACCACUUCUGCUUAGAUUUUCUAAUCAGUGGAGAGGCUGUGAGCGUUGUGUGUGAGGAUUCAAGACAAGAACACCAAGUUGAUACCUGAACAGACUGUUCUCCACUGAGCUGCUACUUCAUCAGAAGCUGCAGAGCCAGGGUGUCAUCAUGUGGAUGAAAGGCUUUCUUUUAGGCUGCAUGACUGUGGCCUUGUUCCUCCAGCUGUCCACAGCUGGCGUGGUGAAGGUCAUCCGCCACCGCAGAGAGGCCCUGAUGCCUAAGAAAACCCAGGAGAACCUCACCCUGCCACACCCUGACCAGCCAGUAGUGUUCAACCACGUCUACAACAUCAACGUCCCCUCCACGUCCCUCUGCUCUGUGGACCUUGACUCAUCCGGAGGCACAGAUCUCAAACACAAGAGCGUCCCAAUGGACAUGCAGAACACCGAGCACAUGGAGCACACGGUGGACGGUGACAAUCAGAUUGUUUUCACCCACCGCAUCAAUAUUCCCAAACAGGCAUGUGGCUGCGACAACCAGCUGCCAGACAUCAAGGAUAUCCUGAACAGGCUGGAGAUGCUGGAGUCCGAGCUGUCGAGUCUGAGGGAGCAGUGCAGCAGUGGAACAGGCUGCUGUGGAGCUCAAGUUACAGGUGAAGUGUCCACAAAGCCCUACUGUAAUGGCCGCGGGAACUGGAGCACUGACACCUGCAGCUGUGCAUGUGAGCCUGGAUGGAAGGGCUCCAACUGCUCCGAACCUGAGUGCCCCAAUGACUGCCAGGACCAGGGCCGCUGUGUGGACGGCAAAUGUGAAUGCUUUGACGGCUUUGGUGGGGAUGACUGCGGUAUUGAGCUCUGCCUGCUGGACUGCGGUGACUACGGCCACUGUGUUGAGGGGUCGUGCCUCUGUGAGGAGGGCUUCAUCGGUGAGGACUGCUCCCAGACAAACUGCCUCAACAACUGUCUGGGCCGAGGACGCUGCGUAGAGGACGAGUGUGUUUGCGACGAGCCUUGGACGGGCUUCGACUGCUCCGAACUCAUCUGUCCAAACGACUGCUACGACCGCGGACGCUGUAUCAACGGCACCUGCUUCUGUGAAGAGGGCUACACUGGGGAAGACUGCGGCGAACUCACCUGUCCUGGCAACUGUAACAGCCGUGGCACAUGUGUAAAUGGCCAGUGUGAGUGCCAGACUGGCUACAGUGGAGACGACUGCUCGAAGCUCACGUGUCCCAAAAAUUGCAACGAAAGAGGCCAUUGCUUUAAUGGGAAGUGCAUCUGUGAUCCGGGAUUUGAGGGUGAAGAUUGCUCCGUCCUUUCGUGCCCUGACAACUGCAGCAACAGGGGCCAGUGCAUUAAUGGAGAAUGUGUAUGUGAUGUAGGAUACCAAGGAGAAGACUGCAGUGAGCUGUCCUGCCCCAACAAUUGUCAAGGCCAGGGCCGCUGCAUUGAUGGACAGUGCAUGUGCGACAAGGGCUACACUGGGGAGGACUGUAGCGUCAAGACCUGUCCAAAAGACUGCAUGGGACGUGGAGAAUGCAUGGACGGCAAGUGUUUGUGUUUUGCUGGCUUCACAGGUAAAGACUGCGGUGAGCUGACCUGCCCCAAUGACUGCCUGGACCGUGGCCACUGCGUGAACGGACAGUGUGUCUGUCAUAAGGGUUUCACUGGUGAGGACUGCAGCGAGAAGACGUGUCCCAAGAACUGUCUUGACAGAGGUUACUGUGUCGAUGGUAACUGUGUGUGUUACGAGGGUUUCACUGGACUGGACUGCUCCAUACUGGCCUGCCCAGGAGACUGUCAGAACCAGGGACGCUGUGAGAAUGGGGUUUGUGUCUGUGACGAGGGCUUCAUUGGAGAGGACUGCUCUGAGGUUUCACCACCCAAAGACCUAAAAGUGGUGGAGGUCACCCCAGAGACAGUGGACCUGUCCUGGGAGAAUGAGAUGCGUGUGACCGAGUACCUGAUCACCUACAUGCCCACAGCAGCAGGAGGUCUGGAGCUAGACAUGAGGGUACCUGGGGACCAGAAGAUAGCCACUAUUCGGGAGCUUGAACCUGGCAUUGAGUACCUGAUCAGUGUCUACGCUGUUCUCAGCAACAAGAGGAGUGUUCCUGUCAGCGCUAGGGUGGCAACACAUCUGCCUGAGCCUGAAGGACUCAAGUUCAAGUCAGUGCGAGAGACAUCAGUGGAGGUACAGUGGGACCCACUGGACAUUCCCUUCGAUGGCUGGAACCUCAUCUUCAGAAACACAAAAGAGGAGGAUGGUGAGAUUCUUAACUCCCUUGGCCGUCCAGAGACCACCUUUGAGCAGUCGGGCCUGGGCCCUGGCCAGGAGUACGAGGUCAAGCUGGAGGUGGUGAAGAACAACAAGCGCGGACCGCCUGCCUCCAAGAACGUCAUCACAAUGAUUGAUGCCCCCAGCCAAGUAGACGUGCGUGAUGUGACUGACACCACAGCGCUGGUGACCUGGUUCCAGCCCGUGGCGGAGGUGGAAGGCGUCACUGUCUCCUACGGGCCCAGCACGAACCCUGCUGACCGCAACAUCGUGGAGCUGUCCUCCACUGACACCCAGUACCACCUGGGAGGCCUCACCCCUGACACCCAGUAUGAGGUGUCUCUGACAGCUCGGAUGGGAGAAAGGACCAGUAUUCCUGUGUAUGAGUCUUUCCUUACAGACCUGGACGCCCCCAGAGACCUGCAGACGGUGGAACUGACAGACGAAAGCAUCACCCUUGAGUGGAAGAACAGUCAAGCUCAGGUGGACAACUAUCGCAUCAAGUAUGGACCACUGUCUGGAGGCGAGCACGGAGAACUGCUCUUCCCCCCAGGACCCAAGGACACCACCCUGGCCAAGAUCACCGGACUGAGACCUGGCACAGAGUAUGGGAUGGGUGUCACAGCAGUGAAGGACGAGCGGGAGAGUUUGCCGACGACCACCAACGCAGUGACUGCCCUGGAUGCUCCCAAGAACCUGGCUGUUGCAGAGGUGACAGAGACCACCAUUAUGCUGGAGUGGAAGCGCCCCCUGGCAAAACUGGACUCCUACAGACUGGUCUAUGUUUCCGCUGACGGUCACAGGGCUGAGGAUGUGGUCCCAGGCAAUUCUGAGUCUUUCACCCUGAGGAGCCUGACACCCGGCAUGCUGUACACCAUCAGCAUCACUGCUGAGAGGGGCCGCAGGGCCAGUGCACCGGCUACCAUCUCAGCUCCCACAGAGGAGGAGAAGCCUGUGGUAACUAACGUCACUGUCAGCGACGUGUCAUGGGACAGCUUCCUCCUGUCCUGGUCUGCUGAGGACGGGGCGUUUGAGGCCUUUCUGGUCGAGGUUACUGAUGCAGAAACAGGCGCUGAGUGGCAAAACCACACGGUGCUUGCAGAUGCUCGCAGCCUUGCCAUCUCUGGCCUCUCCCCCACCACCUGGUACAGGGCCAAUCUGUACGGGGUGUACAAGGGAGCCCUCUUAGAUCCUGUCUUUGCAGACACCAUCACAGAGGCCGAACCGGAGGUGCAGGCUCUCCUGGUCUCCGAUGUUACCCCCGAUAGCUUUAAGCUGGCCUGGGAGGCUGAAGAAGACGUCUUCGACACCUUUGUCAUAAUGGUCAGCCAGGCUGAGGGCUCAGGCCAACCAAAAGAGCUGGUGCUGGGCGGCGAAGAGCGAAGCGCGGCAAUGACUGACCUCACUGAGGACACAGAGUACAAAAUCGAAAUCUUUGGGCUCAUUCUGGGAAGACGCUCCAAGUCUGUAAUCGAGGGGGUGAGAACAGAUCUGGGCGCACCAAAGGGCAUCCGCUUCUCUGAUGUCACCGACACUUCUGCCACCGUUCACUGGGCAGUUCCAAGAGCUCGGGUGGACAGCCACAGGGUCACUUAUGUGCCUGCUCAUGGAGGUACUGCAAAGACACUGAUCGUGGAUGACUCUCAGUCUCAGACUGUGCUGUCCAACCUGACACCCGGGGUCACCUAUGAGGUCACUGUUGUCGCCGUCAAGGGCCAAAGGGAGAGCGAGCCUGGGUCAGACAGUGUCACCACAGCUCUGGAUAAGCCUCGUGGUCUGACUGCAAUCAACAUCACAGACUCUGAAGCUCUGCUGCUCUGGCAGCCCGCCAUUGCCACUGUAGACGGCUACGUCAUCACUUACAGCGCAGACUUAGUGGCUCCAGUGAUGGAGCGUGUGUCGGGAAACGUGGUGGAGUUUGAGAUGAGCUCUCUGACUCCGGCGACACACUACACUGUGAAGGUGUAUGCUGUCAGGGACUUGGCCAAGAGCGCAGCCACUACGACUGAGUUUACCACCGAUGUGGAUGCUCCUCAGGAUCUGGCCGCCAGUAACAUCCAGACCGAGACCUGCAUGCUGACCUGGAAGCCGCCUCGCGCUGAUAUCACCGGAUACAUUCUCAGCUUCGAGUCUGCCGAUGGCACCAUCCGGGUGAGUGGACGCCAGGAACUGGAGGUGGUCCUGAGUCCCACUGCUGUAUCGUACAACAUGGCUCAGCUCAGCGCCUCCACAGAGUAUUCAGUCAAGCUGCAGGCCAUUGCUGGUCCCAAGAGGAGCAGAGUCAUCACUACUGUCUUCACCACCACUGGUGUGCUGUACAGACACCCCAGAGACUGCUCCCAGGCCCUCCUGAAUGGUGAUACCUCGUCAGGCCUGUACACCAUCUAUCUGGGAGGAGAUGAGAACCAGCCCCUCCAGGUCUACUGCGACAUGAGCACUGAUGGAGGCGGAUGGAUCGUUUUCCUCAGACGACAGAGUGGCAAACUGGAGUUUUUCCGCAACUGGAAGAAUUACACAGCUGGCUUCGGAGACAUGAAUGAUGAAUUCUGGCUGGGUCUGUCCAACCUACAUAAGAUCACAACUGGAGGCCAGUACGAGUUGCGAGUUGACCUGAGUGAUAAGGGAGAAACAGCCUACGCUCAGUAUGACAAGUUCUCCGUCUCUGAACCUCGAACCCGCUACAAAGUCCACGUAGGAGGAUACAGUGGAACAGCAGGUGACUCUAUGACCUACCACCAUGGUCGCCCAUUCUCCACUUACGACCAUGACAACGACAUUGCCGUCACCAACUGUGCUCUGUCCUAUAAGGGAGCCUUCUGGUAUAAAAACUGUCACCGUGUCAACCUCAUGGGACGAUAUGGAGAUAACAGUCACAGCAAGGGUGUAAACUGGUUCCACUGGAAAGGCCACGAGCACUCGAUCGAGUUUGCCGAGAUGAAGAUCAGGCCUUCCAACUUCAGAAACCUGGAGGGAAGGAGGAAACGAUCAUAAAUGAUCCGGAAACCUCCACAACCACUAACAACAACACUGCUACUACUCUGUCUGGUAUCCCCAUAAACCACCUCAGCUCCCACACCCACCCACCCACCCAGCAGCGACCAAAGCCACUGCCAAGAGCCCUGCUGCCUCCACACAAAAACCUUCCUCCCUCCCAUUUGUUCAGAGAUCAGCCUUCCCCUGUGAUACAGUUGUGGAAAUGCUGCCAGUGCUGAAAUCAAUGUGCAUGUUACAAACUGGAAUUAAAAUCAAGCCCACGCAGAUUCUACUCACGCACCAAAGAGAGCAACAACAACUCCAUCUCACCUGAUUCUGAUCCAUUCUCUUGUGUUGCAGCAUUUGUGGGGAGGCGUGAGAGCAGCUUGGGCAUUAUGUUGUGUACAGUAAUUAAUACAGUUCCCUAUCUCACAUCCAAGCCACGUUUGGGGUAUUACAGAAAGGACAAGCUGUUUAUAGUACAAUGUGGUCUUGUUUAGGUUCAGGGUUUCUUUGCUAAAACUGAUAAUCCAGAGGGAUUAUCAAUCUAUUCCUUGUACAGUAUUGUACAUGUAUGCAUCUGAUUUAAACAUUUGAAAAGGGAAAUUCCUCAGAUGGCACCGCUCAGACGUUAGAUAUCUCCAUCUAACUUGCCAUUUGUUUGUCUUUGUGCAACUUCACUUGUGUCAGUGUCACUUUAUCCUCCCCAGGUUCCCUUCAUCUCCCUCAGCACAAGCCAACAUCUGAAGUGAUAGAGAUGGAAAUGUAAAGAGAAAAAAAAAACAGUUCUAUGGAAAAGUCCCAUGUCCACCUGGAUAGCAGUGUUUCCAUUCAUUGUGUGAGCCCCUGAAGGCG